Messenger RNA from Corylus avellana, 537 nucleotides. RefSeq lists its product as uncharacterized. The record is from RefSeq and is a predicted model, not a curated record. Lineage: Eukaryota; Viridiplantae; Streptophyta; Magnoliopsida; Fagales; Betulaceae.
UAUGAUCUACGCAGGUGGUAUUUGGAAACCGAAUACCAUGGCCUCUCUCCCAAACUGCUGCCAAAACCACCAUCUUUUCUUCACACGCGCACUUGUUAUGUAUAUAUAUAAGGAAGACCCUUCAUCAAAUCCAACACCAUCAAAACGAGAAACUCCAAAUAUAUCUACUAAACUUCCCAAUUCCAAUUCAAAGUGAAAAAGAGAAGUAUGAGUUCAACAAGCAGAGCAUGGAUGGUGGCAGCAAGUAUUGGGGCAGUGGAGGCCUUGAAAGACCAAGGGAUUUGUCGGUGGAACCAUCCUUUGAGAUCACUUCAGCAGCAUGCGAAGAACAACAUCAGAUCCUACUGUCAGGCCAAGAAGCUCGCCGCUCAGUCUUCUUCUGCUAUAUCCAGUAAAGUGAAAGAUCAUGAGAAGCUGAAGCAGUCUGAAGAAUCUUUAAGAAAAGUCAUGUACUUGAGCUGUUGGGGCCCUAAUUGAUCCCCUGCCUACUUUUCUUGUAAAUAUUUCACCAAAUUUUGAAUGUUGGUUCAUCACAAA